Microplitis demolitor is the source of this 5371-nucleotide messenger RNA. Its product is annotated as testis-expressed protein 2. Gene Ontology annotation, cellular component: endoplasmic reticulum. The transcript has 8 exons. NCBI's taxonomy places the organism in Eukaryota, Metazoa, Arthropoda, Insecta, Hymenoptera, Braconidae. Gene Ontology annotation, molecular function: lipid binding. Bases 651 to 3302 code for a protein of 883 amino acids. The record is from RefSeq and is a predicted model, not a curated record.
GGUCGUAUUAACCUAAUUUUUUAAUUUUACUUUUCUUUUAUCAAUCAAUUUUUAUAGCUUACAGAAGAAUGCGUAAGCUGUCAUUUAAAAUUUUCAAAAAAUGGCGGCACUCUGAGAAUGUCCUCAAUCAUGGGUCUCCAUUAGCAUCAGCUGGUUGCAAAGAAAUUCCUUCUAAAUGGUAACAUUUUAAAAAUCCAUCCCGAUCUCAGUAUCAACACUUCUGUCAGUUGGUUACUUUGUCUCAUAAAUUUCCUGCGUACUUAUACAAUAUUUGUCAUCAAAUAUUCCAGUGUCAGGGUCAAAACUAAUGUAUUAUUUCUUUCCACGUUCAUAACUUGUUUUUAUUUUUUUAAAAACUUUGCCACAAUAUGGACCGGGUAAAAAAUUCAAAGUUGUCCUGUCAUUUAAACAGACAUGUCAUAUGUUUGUUUAUUACAGCAGAAAUUUACUAACAGGUUAUUUAAAACGUAAUGUAACGUAAGUAAAUUUAAAAAAUAAUAAACAAAUACGUGAUUAUUUAUUCUGACAAGUUAGUGAGUCAUUUUAGCAAAGUGAAAGUGCCAUUAAUUAUUCCGGUGGUGGUAAUAAAAUUUUUCUUUUUGUUAAGAAGGAGAAAAUAAAUUUUUUGGUGAAAAUAUUGCAAGCAUACAAUGGCUUCUAAACAAAGUCCAGCAAAAGUUACUUUGGGAAUGAUGAAAGGUAAACCAAUUACUACUUCUGUACCUGUAAUUAAAUACCACGCAAGUGAUGACGAACUAGAAGAACUUUAUCCCAGCACUGAUGAAGAAAAACCAAAGACACCGGAGUCAGAAAAAACGUCACCCAAAUCGAGCCCAUUUAAAAUUCCUAAAUUAAAAUCUGAUAAUAAUGAAAGUAAUGAUGAAUUGGGUGAGCAGAGAUCCUCUAGUUUAGAUUUAUCUGAAGGUGGCACACCUCCGUCUAAUUCUGAUCCUUGGAAAGUGCUGUCAGAUAUACGUGGUAAGAUAACUAAGACAUUUGAAGAUAAAUUAUCUGAGAUAAAGAGCGAGAAGAAGAACAAACAUCGUAGCAGAGAAAAUUCUAGUGUCAGCGAUCCUGAGGACUUGGGUAACAUUACGCCGACUGAAGACGUGUCGGAAAAAUUAGAUAAGCCGGACAAAGAAUUGUCGCCGUCUAAAAGUAGCAAGAAGAGUCACUCGAGGUUUAGAUUCUCUAGUAUAAAGACGGGCUUGAAGGCCAAGAAUAAGGGUCGCGAUGAAAGUAUUGAGAGUGGAGUCGAGGCUGCUGAAUUGGUGGAGGUCGACUCUAUGUCAUUCUCAAACACUUCUAAAGGCCAGGAAACUUCGGAAAUUUCUAGUGUAUGUACAGUACAAAAUUUAGCGUACUCACGUUUGGUGACCGAUGUCCCUGUUGAGUGCAGAAGAGAGUUUCCAAAGCCCGGUAAAAUAAUAACUGAGCUAAAAAGUUAUAUAUUGUCUCGAAUAUUUUUGUUGUUAGUAUUUUUGGGGUUGAUAAGUUACCUGGUACCACUUGUAGCAUUAUUUACUGGCAUGUUUGCCGGUAGUGUAGUUGCUGUUACAGUACAAAAAAUGUUAAAAAGAGUUGGCGAGGUUGUAGCGAUGCCUGUUGAAGUAGAAGAGCCCUCAAGUUUCACGACGGUCCCAGUUGUCGAGGUUCCUGCUGCUGAAGAGUACGCUGUCGUUGAUAAAUUUGAGGGCUGGUUAAACGAACUCCCUUAUAAUUACGAGCCAGAUAAUUAUCACGUUGCGCGAACACAAUCUGUUUACUUUAAACUCGAAGGUGAUUCACUUAAAGUGAUUGAAACCAGAACGCGAAUUCCUAAACGCGCUGUCUGGAAUGAGCCGCAACCAACAGCUAAAUUUACACGGAAACGUGUUUAUUCAUUAGUCGGAGCUAAAGUUGAGUUAUUGCCCGAGGGUUUGACUCGUAGACGGAGAUGGAGCAAAAAAUAUCCCAUAUGCGUGACAUUAGGGCGUGAGGGUGUCGUCGAAAAUAUAGCACUCGAGACGCCGUCUGACGAUGAAUUACAAACGGAAUUAGAGAAGGAUAAAUUAAUAGUCGAGGAGGAUGAAACAGACGACGAUUUGUCAUUUUCGAAAGACACUAAAGAUGUAUUUGAAGAUUGUCAAGAUGAUGUCGAGGAUCUAAGGUCAAAAUUAUUUUUUUUUGGCAGAACUGAUCGACAAAAAGAGGAUUGGUACAGACGACUUGUUCUCGCAACAACAUCUUGCAAUAAACGUAAUUCGAUACCGUCCGGCAAGGAACUUACGUCAUCAUCGAGUAAUUUAUCGCUAUCACAAACCUCUGGUGAUACUAAAAACUCGACCACAACGCCCGUUAGUGUUGAUAUUCCUGCAGAGCUAUCAUUUAAUUCUUAUAUGUCGCGUUAUGCUGAUACUUCGACGCCAACGGAAUCCAAUGGCUCGCUAGCAGAGUCCGAAGUCUUGUGGUUGAAUGCAUUACUCGGUAGAAUAAUAUUCGAUAUGCAUAAAUCCCCGGACAUGAUAAACGUCCUCCAGGAUAAAAUCCAGCGAAAAUUAUCGAACAUAAAGUUGCCGUAUUUUAUGGAGAGUUUGAUGAUCUCGGAACUGGUGAUUGGUCAAGGCGCGCCGUUUAUACACAAAGCGAGUAAACCGGUGGUCGAUGAACGAGGCCUGUGGAUUGAUUUGAAUAUCACGUAUGAAUGCGGACUGACGAUGACCGUCGAAACAAAAUUAAAUUUAAUGAAAUUAACCAGAGCUGGUUCUGUUAUCAAUAAUUCAAAUGACAGUAAUAACGGAAAUGAUUCGCCAAAGCCUGCUAAGUCUCCCAUGUUCGAUAGCGACGUUGAGGACAGUCCCGAAACUUCAACUGAGGAUGAAGAAAGCAUAAAUAUGCCGACAAGUACUCGAGAAUCAACGCCGAGUCAAUCUUCUGGGCGAAAGUUUCUCAGCAUGGUCGAUAAAUUGGCAGCAAAUAAAUACUUUCAACAUGCUGCUGAGUUGACCUACGUACGAAGAGCGAUGGAAGGAGUUUCUAAUACCGAAAUACGAUUGAUGGUUAGUGUAUCUAGUAUAGAAGGAUGUCUGUCUGUUAACAUACCGCCGCCACCGUCAGAUCGACUUUGGUAUGGAUUCAAACCAAUUCCUAAAAUAAAUUUAGAUGCCAGACCAGCUGUUGGUGAACGGGCUGUCAACAUUGGCUACGUUACUAAUUGGAUUAAAACAAAAUUAUUGAAAGAGUUUGAUAAAAUCGUCGUGCUGCCGAAUAUGGAUGACAUUGUGAUACCACUCUGUCCAAAUUACCCGUAUCACACGAGUUAAAUUUAUUUAGAAUUUUAAAUUUGAUAUUUCAUUUAACAGCAAGCAAGUCCAGUUUUUAUUUUUUUUAAUAAUAAUAAUAUAUAUUAAUCCAACAUGCAUGCACGUGUGACAUUUAACGAGUGUCUCUCACUUUGAAUUUAAACCGAUUGAUAUUUCGACACUUCAUAAUCAUUUUAUAUAUUUACAAUAACUCACACGGUAAACAAUUUUUUAAUUAUUUUUUUUUCGUCAUGUAAUAUGAUUAUUUUGAAUCAUCGUUAAAUUAUUAAUUCAAUAACUUUAUAUGUAUAUAUUAUAUAUAUAUCAAAUACUUAGAUGGAUGAUUUUACUAUCGAAUGAUUGCAACGAAGAAACAUUUUGUUUCGAUUUUAUAAAAUUUUUUUUCAUUAUAUUUAUUAUAUUUAGUGGUAAAUGUUUUAUUUUAUUUGAGAUUUAAUAUAUUUUUUAUUAUUAUAAUUAUUUAUUUCCUGCUAGUCAAGUCGGGCAGCAGUUUGUGUUGCGUAAUAGAUGAAAAUAAUGUACUACGUAAUUGCGUUGAGUCUGAUUUUGCUGUUUAAUAAAAUAAUGAGGGAUUUAUUUUUUUGGAGUAAGUAGCGAUAAAAUAUAUGUGACAAAAUUAAGUUGUCGUAGAAGAUUCUGAAUAGUAUAAACUCAAGUGUCAUAGUGGAUGUUAAAUUUAACUAAUAAGUUAAUUUAUUAUCUAGUGUGAUUUAAAAAUAACUGCAACUAUUACAAUUAUUUUACUGGUUUUUUAAAACUUUAAUUUAAAAGCAUUCUCAGACAGUACCUUUCACUUUUUAAAAAUUUUCGAUGACAACUUUCAUUUCAGCGAAAUUGCAACUGCGUUGUCCAUUUUUUAAUCAAUGCUUUAAUUUGUUUUUGAUUAAUUGAUAAAAUUCUGAUACGCUUAUGGCUGUUGAGUCAUUAAAGAUUUUUAUAAAGUGAGGAGUACUGUCUGAGAAUGACCUUAAAAAUAACAAAAUUGGUAAAGAUUAAUAAUGUUCAAUUCAUUUAAUGUACAAUCAAUUUAAAAAAAAACGCGGGAAUGGAAUUUCUCAGAGGGUACAUUAUUUUUUAUUUAUAUAUUGAAAGAGCAAAAUCUCCCUGAUAGCCAAGCUGGCAGCAACUUGUCACCAAGUUGGCCGCAAAAAUUGUCAUUUUCAUAAUUUGAUGGUAGCUGGUCGCCAACUUUCUGAGAAAGUUGGUGGCAAAAGUUGUCAUUCCAAUGACUGAAAGUUGCUUUCAAUUUUCUCAGAGUUUGCGGCAGUAAAUUGUUGCCAACUUUUUGGAAAGUUGAUGACAAUUUAUAGUUAACAGUUACGAAAGCUGAAAGUUGUCAUCAACUUGAUUGCAACUAAUUGACACCAACUUUCUGACCACAAAGUCUUGCUAUCAGGGUUCGUGGUAUUUAAUUUAACAGCAACGUCAGACAAUAACAACAAGUAAAUAGAUGAAAAAUUUCUGCUGGACCAAUCAAUGAAAAAUAUAUAUAUUUAAAAAAACUAUGCAAAAUACGCCAAAGGAAAAGUUAAUAAAUAAUUUAUUAUUUUGUAUUUUACACUGAGCAGAAAAAAAUUAUAUCGGAAAGUAAAUAUUAUCUUUACUUCAUUUUACAAAGAAAAAUAUAUUUUCUUAUCGGAAGAGUUUAUAGUUUUUUUUACGAGUUUAAAUAAAAUGAAUGAUUUUAAAUUAGAAUACGAUAAAUUUAAAAGUAAUUUUUUGAAUCAUGUCGAAAAAUUCUUCACAAAAAUAUAUAUUGUAUUUAUAUUUUUUGCUCAGUGUACGGUGUGCUGAGUGAUGAGGAUUACGGUCAGGAAAUAUGACUCUUUCUUUCACCAUUGUGUGGAUAUAUGAGAAGUUAACGUGUACUAAUAUAACGUAAUUCUUAAUUAAAUAUAACAAUAUAAUAAAAGAAUGGAAUUCAAUGGAGAAGGAUGUGCUACGCACUCUCAAUUAAAAUAUAUAGCUGUUUUCUACGUGAUUUCUCGCCUUCUUCAUGUCUGUUUUCCAUGUAUUUGUUACUAAGAAAAAAUGAAAAUAAAACAAUAUAUAUAUUUGUUGAGAAAAUA